AUACACACGUGAAAUAUUUUAUAAAUUCCAGAAACAAGUACGAGAUGCUUGUUUCCAUUUGGUAAUAAAGGAUAUGAGUGGUGUUGAAGUAAAGAAGUUUGUUUUACAUGAUCUUAAAGCUGCUAAAGAAUUUCAGGUUUUGCACAUUUUGGAAAAUCAUAAACUUGAGUGUUCUUGUAGGAUGUUUGAAAGAAUUGGUUUGCCAUGCAGUCAUUUGAUUCUUGCAUUAAAACAAGUUCCUGUGCACAAGCUCCCAAGGCAUCUUGUUCUGAAUAGAUGGAUGAAAAAUGCUGAGAAAAAUGCAACAAGAUUUGUUUCAAGCACAUCAAGUGAUGAUAAAGAGAAAUUUAGUGUUAUUGUGAAUGAUAUUUGGUUUGAUUUCAAUUCGUGUAUGGGGUUGGCUGGUGACAAUAAAGAAGCACUUGAUUUGAUUCAAAGUUGUCUAAAAGAUGUAAAACAGAAGUUACGUGGUUGGAAAUUUGAAGGGAAGCUAGUUGUGGGAAACAAGAAAGAUGUUGUUGAAAAGUUUAUUGGAUCAGAGAUUCCAGUUAACAUUGAAGUCAAGCCUCCAAAUCAAUGUCGGAACAAAGGGUGUGGAACAAAGAGAAUUAAGAGUGCUGCUGAAAAAUCAACUAUACUUUCUGGUAAACUAAAGAGGAUUUGCAGGUAUUGCAAGACAGAAGUUUAUCAUGACUUUAGGAAUUGUCCUGUAAGAAAAAUGCAAAAUUUGGAUGAGAAUUCUGCUGGGAAGAAGAAACAAAAACAAAGUACAGACAACAGUGAAAGUGGCAUGGGUGACAAUUUUGAACUCUAGUUUUUGUAUAGUUGAAUAUUUGUUAUUUUGAAGUUUUGUUUUGUUGAAUUCUUAUAUAAAUA
This is a messenger RNA of Daucus carota subsp. sativus, 876 nucleotides long. RefSeq names its product protein FAR1-RELATED SEQUENCE 1-like. NCBI's taxonomy places the organism in Eukaryota, Viridiplantae, Streptophyta, Magnoliopsida, Apiales, Apiaceae. The transcript has 2 exons. The record is from RefSeq and is a predicted model, not a curated record. Bases 74 to 814 code for a protein of 246 amino acids. Gene Ontology annotation, molecular function: zinc ion binding. Gene Ontology annotation, biological process: regulation of DNA-templated transcription.